Pyricularia grisea is the source of this 259-nucleotide messenger RNA. RefSeq lists its product as uncharacterized. The transcript has 2 exons. NCBI's taxonomy places the organism in Eukaryota, Fungi, Ascomycota, Sordariomycetes, Magnaporthales, Pyriculariaceae. The record is from RefSeq and is a predicted model, not a curated record. The coding region runs from base 67 to 186 and encodes 39 amino acids.
CUGCAUAUGCAUCUCGGCUUGAGACACGAUCUCUGAGGAACACGAAAUAAUUUUGACCGCUCAGGAAUGCCUGGAUCAGGGAUGAUUUAUCGGCCAGCUCAGCAUAUGCAGAAUAUCGGUCUCUCGCUUAAACCCUCGAUGGAUGAGGCUCUCGGCGUAUUACCUUCAAUUCACGACAUUCCAUGAAAGCCUUGCUGCACAUUCUGAGCGUUAUCCCAUCACAAAACACAUGCCAAGUUAUGCAUGGCUCGACUGGCGG